AUGUUAAUACAAAUUGUAUUGGUUUUGUGCUAAUAUUUUCAGCUAAUCAGCUGUUUUUGCUAAGGAAGAUUAGAAUGCUUAAACCCUAUUCAAAAAAGAUGUGUUUAAAUUGAUGGUUUACAGUUUAUUGGAAGAGAGAAAAAGACAGGAUUUUGCGUUAUUGAUUCAGUUUUAUAUGAUGAAAUAGAUUUUUGUCUAAGUGAAUCAAAUAAUGUCUGCAUAACUUAUGAUAGAAAAAUGUGUAUUAAAGUAGAGUCUAAUAAUAGCAUAGUUGCUAUAAACUAAGAGGACAGCAUCUGCGGAAUUACGAUUGAUGGUUAUUGUGUGGAUGAAAAUUAAAAUUAUUCAUAGGAAAUCUACUGCAAUGAUUCUCAUUGUAAAUUUACAAACAAAUAAUAUCAAAAAUCCUGUUUAAAUUAUAAAUCACCUUAAAUAUAUGGCAAAGCAAAUAAGAAUGAAUGUGUGUUACAAGAUUAGUAUUUUCAUAGUGAUGCAUAAAUCAUUUGCAAACCGCAUUAUUGUAUUUAUUUUUAAGAUAAAUAAAUAACAUGCGUCAAAAUGGAUCAUUCAAUUCAUCCUUAAAUUAUUGGAAAAGAUUCUGACGGAAUAUGUAUCUUUUAAAAAGUAGAAAAAUAGGAUUUUUAUCUUAAAUACAGAAAUUUACAACUCUGCGCCGAUUAAAAGCAUUGCUAUGAUACUUCAUAAUAAACAUGUAUGCCAUUGAGUGCUAGUUACCCAGCAGUUAAGAUGGGUGGAACUUGUGGAAAUUAUAAUGAACCAAUUUCUAUUUCUUGUUUUUAUGAAGGAAAUGUCUGCUUGCUAGAAAAUCCUAGAGUUUGUAUACGUAUUUUUUUUAAUCAAGACUAUGAUGUAUGUGGUAUUAGAAAAGAUGGUUUAUGCGCUGCUUCUAAUAUAUAUUACUAAAAUUUAUAAAUAUGUGCUUCUGAUUACUGCAUGUAUGGUCAAGCUAAUAAUGCAAAAUGUAUUAAGAUGGAUGGUUAAUAAGCAGUUGGAAUUGAUUCAUAAGGAUUUUGUGUUCAAAAUUUUGAAUAAAAAGCUGAUAGAUGCUCUACCAACUUUUCAUACAUUUGCUAUUUAAAUUCUUCGUAAAUAUGUAUCAACUUAUAAGGCUAUUAAAAUUAUUGUCAACAAGCAAACAAAUGCUAUGAAUUCAGCUUAUAGUAGUAUAUUGGAAGAGACAUAUAUUACUAUUGUAUACAAUCUGAAUAAUCUCUUUAACCUUAAAAUGUCUAAAACUGUUUAUAAAAUCCUAGUUAUAUAUGCUAAAAAAGAGAUGGAACUAUGUGUGUAUACUAUUAUUAGAUUCCUACUUACUUUACUUACUUAGGGUACAUAAAUUCAUCAGGAUAUUGUGCAUAAGAAGGUUAUCAAACAUAUACAUCUUAACCAUAAUUUUAAACGAUUACUAAUUUGAAUCCCAAUUUUUGUUAGGAUGAUAGUUAUGUUAUCUAAAAAAUAUUACCUCCAUAUUAUGGCAGAUUAGAUAGCUAUAAUUAUAAUAGAUGCCUGAAAUAAUCUGAUUAGUCUCCAUACAUUGAGUCUUGUAUUUAAGGAUACUGUAUAUCGAAUAAUAGUUGUUAAAAAAUUGGAUUCGAUUCAAAGAAUGUCUCUAAGCUUUCAAAUUAAUAUUGUGGCUUAGUUUAGUAAAGUUCAGCCAUAGAAUGCGCCUAUGAUUAAGAUUAUUGUAUUUAUAACUCAAUUUGCUACAAUUUAAGUGAUUAAAAUAUCUAAACUUCAGGAAUUGAUUAUUAUGGAAAUUGCUUAUAAAGAGGGAAAUAUUACUAAAAUUGGAAAAAGUGUUCAGUUAAUCAUUGCUAUCAAAAAAAACUACUCUUAAACUCUUUUGGAUGCUUUUAUCUUGAUGGUACCUAAGGAGCUGCUGGUAUAGAUUCAAAUGGAAUGUGUUUGGACUAUGGUGUAUCUACGCCAGUGAGGUGUGCUUUGUCCAGUUAAGUAUGUUUAGAUUUUCAAAAAAAUACUUGCUAAUAAACUAUAAAUUUUGGCUCUACUGGUAAUGGAUGUUAUUACAGUGGUUAUUGCUAUUAAAUUAAUCUUGGUUAAUUUAUUGGGAGAGAUACGUCACUUAUUUGUUUAAGUGAUUAAGAAGCUACUAAUAAUUUAGAUACUUGUUACAAUGAUAAUUAAAAUAUAUGCAUGGCUGUUUAUUCAUCAUUAAAAUUUUGUGUUGUUUAUCCAAGGACUUCUUUAUAUCUCGGAUAUAUAGUCUAAAAUAAGUAGUGCGCUGUUGAAAAUUAAUAAACAAAUUAAGGAUAAUUAGUUGAUCUGGUAAACUUAAGAAACAAUUAUUGCCAAGAUUAGUAAGGAUAUAUUAGAAGGCUUGAUGGAAAAUAAUAUGUCGGAGUUGAUUCUUCUCAAUAUCUUUGUCUAGAAUCUGGAAAAACUCCAAGCAAAUCUAUCAUUUAAUGCUAUACAGGUUUUUGCAUAGUUGAAAAUGCAUGCAAGGCGUAUGACCAAUAAUAUGUUGGGAGAGAUAAAUAUUAUUAAUGUUUGAAGAAGGGAGAAGGAAUAAGCGUUGAGUGUGCAGCAAAUUACUGCAUAGAUUUAUCUACCAAAAACUGUGUAUAAAUAAACGACACAAAUCCUGCUUAGGCUGGAGUUUUGGAUAACUUUUAAUGUGCUCAUUCAGAAAGAUAUUAUUACUCACAAAUAUUAUAAUGCUCAGAAAGUUAUUGCUUAUAAUAAAACCCAAACAAUCCAUCAUAACAAGGAUGCUUUGAAUUAGAUGGAGAUAUAAAUAGAGCUGGAAUAGAUAGCAAAGGUAAUUGCCUUCAGCAAGAUUUACCAAAUGCAGUAAGAUGUAGCCCAGGUUAAUUCUGCCUUAACGAUAAAUUUGGUAAUGCAUGCUAAUCCUUGCUUCUGUCAUUUAAAAAUAAUAGAUUUGCCAGAUAAAAAGGAACAGGUGUUUGCUUAUCUUAUAUAGAUCCCAGUUAAUUUAAAGGAGAUAAUAUAGACAUUUGUGUCAAAGGGAGCUGUAAAUAUAGUGAUCCUAAAAAUUUAGAUUUUUGUUUUUCUUUGGGCCAAUUAGCUUUUGGCAAUUAAGUUGUAGGAAGAGACAUUAAUGGAGAUUGUGUAUUGAAAGAUUAAUAAACUUCAACAUAAAUAGUUGAAUGUUUUGAUAUGAUAUAUUGUAUUCUCGAUCUUGGAGGAGGAAAAUAGAAAUGCUAAUUACUUUAAGAAAAGGAUCUUUAAUUUCCUAAUUUAAUAUAUAAGGCUAAAAACAUUAAUUAAACAUGUUAGGAUAUAAAUAUGCCAAAUAGUAUGGGUUGUCUUUAUGGUUUAUACUGUAUUAAUCCAAAUGAUGGUUAUAAGUGUGUUUUGAUGAAUGAUGAUAAUAAGAUAGGAAGAAGUUUAGUCAAUUAAUAAUGUUUAUAAUAGGGUGAACUUAUAGCAAAUUAUUGUCAACCCGAUUUUUGUAUAUUAAAUGGGGCAUGUGUACCUUUAUCAAAUAAAUUUCCUGGUAAAGAAAAUUAAACUUAAAAAUGCUUACCAGAGUAAAUUGAAGGUUAAUAUGGAGCUUCUAAUUGUUAUAAAGAAGGAUUCUGCUUGAUUAUAAAUCCUUAAAAUCAACUAGCUUCUUGCUAUUAAUUAGAUUAUUCAAAUCCAAAUACUAUUGGUAUAUAGAUCGAUACAUAGCAUUGCUUGAAAGAAGGAGAGACCGUUGCUAUAAUGUGUGCUUAUGAAAAAUAUUGCAUAGACCCUGUUAGUCAGUCUUGCAAAAUCUAAGAUAUUAAACAAGGUUAUUGUCUAGGAAAAAAUGGUAUGUGUGCAAAAAAUGGAUCAUGUGUAUAUUGUUAAGUUAGCUAAUGCUUAACAAAUUAAAACUCUGGAACAUGUAUUGAUCUUCAAUAGCCUCCAGCUUUAUUUUGUAAAGACAUAAAUGUACAUUCAGAAAAUAUUUUCAUUUAAAACCAAAAAGGAAUAUGCUAAUACUUAAAUUCAGGCUAAUGUGAUAUAUGCCCAGAAAAUUAUUGCAAAUUUAACAAUAUGUGCUUUGGCUCUUAAGAUUUACUAAAAAUUUUAAAAGGAAAUUAAUGUUUUGUUUAUGUACCCAAAUUAAAAACAUGUUAAAUUUAAGACCUCAAUACUCCAAAUAGCUAAGGAAACAUGAAUUGCAUGAAUAAUAAAGGUUUUUGCUAAGACACUACAGUUGUUAAAAAUCAGUGUUUAAUGUGUGCAAAUUAUUAUUUUAACCCAGGAAACUAAUAAUGCUUUAGCAUAGAAGAAAAAGCAUUAUUAUCAAGCUCACAACUAUUUUUUAAUAUGUAGCUAAUUUAUGUGAAACAAGAUUGCUAUGAUUAAGAUUAUUGUUAGUCUAUUCCUUCCCUUAAGUGCCCAAAAGGAUGUUUUUCUUGCAAUUCUCCUAAUUUCUGUACAUAAUGUAUUGAAGGAUUCUUUUUGUAUUAGGAUACAUCAAAUUAAUAGUUUUGUAUUUAAUGUUAAAAAUAAAUAAUUUAAGAUAAUACUUUGAAGAUUUAUUAUAAUUAAAUACCAACUUAUUCAUGUUUAGAUUGCUCUUCAGAAUAUGGUACAUGGAAUUAGAUUUCAUCAAAGUAUAGAAAUUGUUAAAACUUUAUAGUUAAGUUAGAUAAUCUUCUACAAAUUACAUCAUAAAAAUAUGCUGCAUAAAAUUAUAUCAUCUCACCAAUUAGCACAACAUAAGCUCCUUAUUAGUUAUAUUUUCAUAGAUCAAGAUUAUGUCCUACAGGUUGCUUGUCCUGUGUUUAAAUUUCUGAUUCAAAAGUAAUGUGCCUUUAAUGUUAGGAUUAUUAUAUUAAUGAUGAUAAUGGAAGUUGUCAAAAAUGCCCAGAUUUUUGCAUAAAUUGCUAAUACGCAACUUUUAUUUCAGGAAAAGUGAUACCUAAAUCUUAAAUUGAAAAAAAUCAAUAAAAGUAUUAUUAUUUUGUGACAAUUUGCUUAAAGUGUAGCCAAUAUUAUUUGGUUUCCUACAAUCUACAAUCAUGUGAUAAUUGUGGUAUUAAUUGUCUUUAUUGCUAAUAUGAAAAUUAUAAGACAGUGUUGAACUAUAAUAUUAGAUAAUUAUAAUAUCUAUCUUAUUAUGAAUUUUCUACACAGAAUUUUAUUAAAAAAUGUAUCUAAUGCCCAUAAGGAUACGUAGUUGGAUAUGACGGUCAAUUUUGCUAGAAAGAAAUUUAAAAUUGUAGAUAUACAACUUUUUAAAUAGCAUAAAGUUAUGAUCUUACACUAUAUAUAUGGUCCUUUACAUAAAAUUCUACAAUUGCAAAUUAAAUAUGCAAACAGUGUGUAGAUGGUUAUAUAUUAUCUGGCGAUGCAAGUAGUUGUUUGGAUGGAUGUUAGUAACAAAUUUCAGAUAAUAGAUGCGAAAGUUGUUAUUCUCCUUUGAAUAAAAUUUAAUGUUAAUUUUGUAAUUCAGGAUAAAUUCUUAACUAAGUUGUGAACCCUGGUGCUUGCUAAGAUGAUAUUUGUUCAAGAAAUAUUGUAGGAUGCUAGGAAUGUUAUAAGUAUUAAGAUCCACAAAAUCCUAGCCCAUUCUAUUAGAUUUAUUAAUGUACUAAAUGCAUAGACUAAUAUAGUAUACCUUCAAUAUUUUCUUGUAUAUAAUGCCCAACUGGAUGUGCAAAGUGCUACGAAGGUUAUAGAUAUUACAAUUUCACCUCCGAGUUAGUUUAUAAAAGAACAUAAUUUACUGUAAAUUAAAGGUUAAAUUAUUAUUAAAAUGACUAUCAGUUAUACUGUACUGAGUGUUAAAAAGGAUAUUAAUUCGAUUAACAGUAAAAAAAAUGCAUAAAAAUUCAAUGUGGACCAAACUGCAAUUUAUGUAUUUUAAUAAAUAAUUAGCCUUAGUGCGUAUAAUGCAAUUAUGACAAGCUUAUAGCUGAGUUAAAUUAACUUUCUUAUUUUAUUGGAAUUCUUUAUUUCAAAUAAAAUUAUAUACCUAAUCCUAAAACUAUGAUUAGUCUUACUUCUUCUGGAAAUGAUUGUUAGAUCUGUCCCAUACUCUGUGAGACUUGUGUAAAUAAUAGUGAUGUAAGCAUCAAUCCACUAUUUAUAUAUGAUGCUUAAUGCCUUUCAUGCAAAUAGAGUCUAGAUUAAAGCUAUGUACUACAGAAUUACUAGAUAACAUAUGAUAAAUCAAGAAGAAAGUGUUAUUUAUGCAAUAAAUCUGAGCAAGGAUGCUAUUAUAAAAAAUAAAAAGUUAUAUAUGCUUAAUGUUUAGAUUUGAGUACAAGAUUAGGAGAUGGUUCACUGCAGAAUCCUAUAAAUUUCAGUAGACUUAAUGAAAUAGAUCUGAAUUAAUUUUUAAUAAAUGAGAUAGAAUAUAACUAAGCAAUUAUAUACUAUAAUGAACUCUAAGUAAAAGAGUUAGAAGUACAAUUAAUAUUUGUAGAUGGUAGUUGCUAUGAUUAUAGACCUUAAAAAUUCAGUAUUAAUAUAAAGGAUAGUAUUAGAGCUUUGUCUACUUCUUUAAAUAUUACAACUUUAAAUUAGAAUUCUGUUUUAAAAUUUUAUUAAUUGGAUGCUUUUACUGUUUAAGGGUUUGAUUAAAUUUAUAUAAAAAAUAUAAUUUUCUUACAGCAAAGGAACGACGCUAAAUUAGGUCUCAUUUUAGUUGAUAAAGCAUUAACAAAUAUUUAGCUAUUUAAUUGUUAAUUUUUACAAAUAUAAUAAUUGAUAUAAAGUAUUUAAUUCAUGACAUUUAAUUUAUAAACAAUAUAAUAGACGAAAGUAAAAUUAGAACAAGUAGUUUUCCAGAAUAUCCAAAUCUUCGAAUCAACAUCAUUAAUAAAUAUAAACAAUACUUAGAAUUCUUCUAUAUACCUUAAGAUGAAUUAAGUUAAAUUAAAUAAUGUUUUGUUUUAAUAAUCUAAGUUAAUAUCAACGAACAGCAUGAAUAUUACAAUAGAUAUUACAAAUUUAUUUGUAAAUUAAUCAUUAUUUGACUAGUAAUCUUUACUAUUAGAUAUGAAGUAGAAUCUAUUAGUAGACCAAUAUAUUGGUAUCUUACUAAAUAAUAUAAUAUUCUUAAACAGUAGCUUUCUUCAUGGAUCUACAAUACUAAAUUCUGAUUUCUUGGAUUUUUUGUAGAUUGAUAACUUAACUUUCAAUAAUUGUACAUUCUAAUAAACCCAAAAAUAAGCAGUAUUACCUCUAAUCGCCGCUAAUACAUUCAUGUUAACAUAAAUUUAAAUCAUAUCUAAUACAAUUACUAACUACAGCUUUUUAUAAUAAUAUGAUAACUAUUUUAAAGAUUAAAAUCAAAGUUCUUCAUUUUCUGGCAUCGACAUUAUAGAUAACAAGGUCAACUCUGAUAGUUAUUUAUUUUUAUUCUUUCAAACAUAACAAAAUCGUAAUAGCAGUAUUCAUGGGAUAAACAUAUUAAGAAAUUAAUUUUCUUCCAAUUAUACUUAAGUUAUAGUGCAAUUUAAUCAAUAAAAUUUUGUUUAGAUACAAAAUCUUACCAUAGUUGACAACUAAUAAUUUUUAUUUAUCUCUACUGACAGUGUUAGAAACAUACUUUUGCAAUAAGUAUAUUAAUAUCAAACUAGUUCAUAAUAUUUUGCUGCUUAGAUAUGCUACUUAAGAUAGACAAAAAAUUAAAUUAACAUCAAAAAUAUUAAAUUAGAGGGAAUUUAUUUUUAGAAAAACAUAUUUUAAAUAGAAAAUAGCUUAAAUAAUUAUUUGCAAAAAGACUUUUAAAUUACAGUAACAAAUUUAUUUAGUACUUAAUCUACUCUACUACUGAAAAGAUAUACAAAUGAUGUUACCAUUUUUUCUUUAUAUUCAAAACAAUAAAUUAGCUUAACAGUUUAAAAUGUUACUUUUUCAUUUUUUAAGUCGUAAGUCUUAAAUAAUAAGACAAGUUUAGGCAAAAUAUCACUAGGAUUUUACUUUCAGGGUCUUUAGAUAAAAGCAACAAUUUUAAACUCAACAUUUGCAGACUUAGAUAUAAGCAGUCCAUUUAAUUGGAUUGAAGGAUCAGUUUAAUAGAUGAUUUUAAAAUCUUGUAAUUUUACUAAUUCAAAUGGCUAUUAGAACUAUAAUUCAGUAAGAAAUGGAGGAUUUUUUAAGAUUACAAGCUAAAAACUAAUUAUUAAAAAAUCCAUUUUUAUUAAUGGAAAUGCUUUAAAUGGAGGAGCAUUUUACUUAAUAAUGCAAGGUAAAGGAACAUUAAAUCUAAUUAAUAGCACUUUUAUUAACAAUAAGGCAUACAGUAACAAUGAUCAAGAAACGAAAGGAGGUGCUUUUUAUUUAGAUGGAUUUAUGUCUGAAAGCUUAGAUGUAUUGGUAUUUAAGUCUAUCUUUUCUAAAAAUCUAGCUUUGUUUAGUGGCGGAGCCAUAAAUAUUUAAUCAUCAAAUCAAUAAAAUGCUUUCAUAAUUUAAGAGAGCUUUUUCUUUGAUAAUUUAUCAUGCUAAGGUAGUAGCAUUAAUAUUUAAAGUAGCUCUGAUUUUUAAUCUGAAGUUGUAAUAUCAAAAACAAAAGUAAAUAAUUAAAUUCAAAACACCAUAAGUACUGUUGAAAAUAUAGCAAAUUUGCUAAGUUAAUAUACAUUAUUAAAUAUUUAAUAAUUGAGUUCUUCUCAGAUUUUCAUAAAGGAUGUAAGAAAUGUCUAGUUUUUUUAAUCUAGAUUUUAGAUAGUCCCCUAUAAAUUUAAAGAUUCAAAUGUACUAAAAUACUUUAAAGGCAUAAUUUUUUCUUAAAUGUUCAGCAUUUAAAAUGUUUUAAAUUACUUAGAUAUAAAUAACAUUUAUGAAAAAAGUGUAUUCUAUGGCAAAUUAAUAAAUGUGAACAAUGUUAAAAAUAUUUAAAUAUAGCACACUUAAAUUUUAAAUAACCAAAAUAUCAUUGAAGACUUAUCGCAUCAAGACAAUCGUGUAUCAAACCUAGCAAGUUUUCAUAGCUAAAACUGUUUAGUUUUUAAUCUUACAGUAAAUUAAAAUAAAUGUUUACAGUGCAAUUUAGGAAUAAUUGAAAUUUUAUCUUCUAAAUUAGAUAUGUAAAAUUCAACAUUUUAAAAUAACUUAGCACAGUAUGGAUCUAGCUUAUAGUUAUAACAAAAUAAAUAAUACAUAUAUAAUCUAUCCAAACUUUUAUAAAGCUUUUAAGAUAAAUUGGUUAUUAGCAAUUCUACAUUCUCCCAUAAUAUAGCUAAUGUCAAUGGAGGAGCCUUGUACAUAAAAGAAUCAACAGUAUUUAUAUAUUAGACUCUUUUUGAUACUAAUACUGCUAGGUAAUAUGGUGGAGCACUAUUUUUAGAAAAUACAAAAAAAAAUAUUUUAACUAAUUUAAUCAACCUUUAAAAUUGUACUUUUUCUAAUAACAAAGCAAAAUUUGGAGGAGUUUUAGCUUCAACAACAGGAUAAAGAGUUAAUAAAUAUACUAAUAAUACAUAUAAAGAUAACAAAGGUUAUUAAUAUGGAGAAAAUAUUUAAACUUCACCAACUAAAUUUAUUAUUACUGUUAAUAAAACAUAAUUGACUGAUACUCAAUAUAUAAAUAUUCAAAAUCAUCAAGGUGGCACUUUAAGAGAUGAAAUAUUAUUGGCUUUAUGUGACGAUUAAAAUAAUUAUAUUUAAAACAUUCCUUAAGAUAGUUUCCUUUCAAUAAAUAUUACUUAAGGAAGCGGUUUUUUGAAUUAAAAUAAAAUUGCUCAUAAAAAUGGGAUUUUCAAUUUAACUUAGUAAAUUCAGGUUUACGGAUACUCAAAAUAAUAAUUAUUAUUAUCUAUAACAAGUGAUUUAAUUUAAAUUCCAGUUUUUAACAAAGAUGAAAUUAUAAUAGGAUAUGAUUCUUAUCAACUAAUUAUUAAUAUUCAGAUGGUUUAAGUUUGUUUACCAGGAUAAAUACCAAAAAAGUUUCAAGAAAAAUUUGACUUAUGUUAUGAUUGCUAAGAUGGUUCCUAUAGCUUUUAGGUUUCAGAUACAUGUUAAAUAUGUCCAAGCCCCUAAGCUAAAUGCUUUAGAGAUAAAAUCCUUUUACCCUCUAAUUUAUGGAGAGUAAGUUAAAAAUCUAUUGUUUUAUUUCCUUGUAAAAAUUGUGUUGGUGAUAUUUAGCUAUAUAAGAAAUUUAAAAAAAGGAGUUUGUUAAAAAUCUAAAGUACUGACUUAAAUUAUUAUUGCAAAGAAGGAUAUAUUGGAGCACUUUGUGAAGAUUGUGAUAGGAAUGGUUAACAUUGGGGAGAUAGUUAUUUCAUGAAUUUGGAUUUAAAAUGUCAAAGAUGUAGCCAAACAACUUUUGCAGAAAUAGCUUAUCCUUUAAUGAUAUCACUUAUUGCCUUUAUUUUAAUGAUUUUCUUGACUUAUUACAUACAAAUUUAAGUUCAUUUAAAGUUAACCAAGAAGGUGCUUACUAUCCUUAGUAAAAAGUACUAUGGUUUUAAUGAUUAAAGUAUUGCAAGGACUAUUAAAUUUUUAGUUUAUUAAUCAUCUAUUAUAGGAAUUAUGUUUUGGUAUGAUUGCUACAUCCCUAAUACUUUUUCAUAUAUUUUUAUUGAUAUUGGUAAUCUUUUUACAGAUUAAAUAAGGAUAUCCGAGUGUUUUUUAGAAUAAAAAUUCUCUGGAACCAGUAUAAUCUACAAAGGAAUUUACUUUUUAUUGGGAACUUACUUUGCUAUUAUAUCCUGCAUAAUAAUAUUUUAUAUGCUUUUAAGAAUUAAGUUUAAUUAUCAAAAUUACUUACAAGAUAUUCUGAUUUCUUUAAGUAUUUUUGUUUAUUUUUCAUAUAACUCAAUUCUAUCGAAAAUAUUUAGAUCAGUAAUUCAUUUAUUAUUUCUCAAAAUUAAAAAGAAUGUAAUUUUAUAAAAUAUAACAAAUAGAUUAAUUGCUAAAAGUUUGACAAAAAAGGAUUCAUAAUGGAGUAUUUAUCAAUUUCAUGUGAUGAAAUGA
Molecule: messenger RNA, 10905 nt
Organism: Tetrahymena thermophila SB210
Lineage: Eukaryota; Ciliophora; Oligohymenophorea; Hymenostomatida; Tetrahymenidae
Product: transmembrane protein, putative
Exons: 37
Source: RefSeq, a predicted model, not a curated record